Messenger RNA from Tarenaya hassleriana, 3253 nucleotides. Its product is annotated as probable lysine-specific demethylase JMJ14. Gene Ontology annotation, biological process: chromatin remodeling. The coding region runs from base 366 to 3092 and encodes 908 amino acids. The record is from RefSeq and is a predicted model, not a curated record. Gene Ontology annotation, molecular function: histone H3K4me/H3K4me2/H3K4me3 demethylase activity. Lineage: Eukaryota; Viridiplantae; Streptophyta; Magnoliopsida; Brassicales; Cleomaceae. The transcript has 12 exons. Gene Ontology annotation, cellular component: nucleus.
AUAUAUGAACGUUACAAAUUCAAGUUGAGUACACUCCUCUUGGAAUCUUGACCCCUCGCCGAAGAUCCAGCCGAAGGCAGUCUAAUUUUGGUGGGGUUUGUGUCAAAUUCUAUGCCCGGAGCGAUUUGUGGUAUUGGGUUGCUUUCGGGUUCUGGUUGAUAAGAGCAUUUUUACUCUCUUUUUUCCUGAGAUAAUCUCUAUGCGUUUUGGGUUUAGGGUUUCUGCAAAGAUUUGGUUUUUGUAACAUUUCUUCUCUCAUGCGAUCCCCAUUACUUGAGAGAGAGAGAGGAACGGUUUGUCUGUAACACGAUCUUUAGCUUAGCAGGGAGGUAAAGUAGGUUUUUUCUAAACCUAGUUGCAGUGAAAUGGACAAGCUUGCAUCUGCAGCACAACUUCAAGAGAAGGAGGAUGAUUUUGAGACACAUUCGACUAAAAGGGAGCAUAGCCCUGCAACAACCGGUAGUCCUUCUAGUCUGAAAAUGUCUGCUGGGUGGAACCCUGCAGAAGCUUGCAGGCCUUCAAUCGAUGAAGCUCCCGUGUUUUAUCCAUCUCCUGAGGAGUUUCAAGAUGCACUUGCUUACAUAGAGAAGUUACGCCCAAAAGCAGAAUCAUAUGGCAUCUGUCGAAUUGUGCCGCCUGAUUCAUGGAGGCCUCCCUGCCCUCUCAAGGACAAACAUAUAUGGGAGAACUCCAAAUUUUCCACCCGGAUCCAGCAGAUUGACUUGCUCCAAAAUAGAGAACCGAUUAACAAGACAACAAAAAACAGAAGGAGAAAACGAAAAAGACACUCAAGAAUGGGAAUAUCGGAAAGAAGAAAGGACUCAUGUUGUGAAGCUGCUUCCUCCCCUGAGAUGGAUGGAAAAUUUGGUUUCCAGACUGGGCCAGAUUUUACGCUGGACAAGUUUCAGAAGUAUGAUGAUUACUUUAAGGAAUGUUACUUCCGGAUAGGGGAUCAUCCUUGUGAUUCCAGAGCUUCUGUAGAUAAAAAAUGGAAGCCAUCUGUUGAGGAAAUCGAAGGUGAAUAUUGGCGGAUAGUGGAGCAAGGAACUGAUGAAGUUGAGGUAUAUUAUGGAGCUGACUUGGAAACACACAAAUUUGGAGGUGGGUUCUCAAAGCAACGAUCGAAAUAUGCUGGAAGUGAUUCAGAUCAAUAUGCUAGUUCUGGUUGGAACCUAAGUAAUCUACCUCGUUUACCUGGGUCCGUUCUCUGUUUUGAGAACUGUGAUAUCUCUGGAGUUAUCAUACCAUGGCUUUAUGUGGGAAUGUGUUUUUCAACAUUCUGUUGGCAUGUUGAAGAUCAUCAUCUUUAUUCCUUGAACUAUCUGCACAUGGGUGACCCGAAAAUAUGGUACGGAAUCCCUGGAGACCUUGCUUUGUCUUUUGAGAAUGCAAUGAAAAAGCAUCUUCCAGAUUUGUUUGAAGAACAACCGGACUUGAUGCAUGAACUUGUCACUCAGUUAUCUCCUUCAAUCUUAAAGGAUGAAGGAGUACUUGUCUACCGAACUGUCCAGAACAGUGGAGAAUUCAUUCUUACCUUUCCAAGGGCAUACCACUCGGGAUUUAAUUGUGGUUUUAACUUUGCAGAAGCAGUAAAUGUCGCGCCCGUUGAUUGGCUAGCGCAUGGACAGCAGGCUGUCGAGCUCUACAGUAAGCAACGUCGGAAGAAUUCAUUGUCGCAUGACAAGCUGCUUCUUGGAGCAGCUAAGGAAGCUGUUCAAUCCUUAUGGGAGCUUUCGGUUUCGAGGAAGAAAACUCCUAAGAUACUGAGGUGGAAGAGGGUUUGUCGUGAGGAUGGAUUGCUAACGAAAGCAGUCAAGAAGCGGGUGCAGAUGGAGGACGAAAGGCUAAACCGUCUUCAAAAUAGCUUUAGGUUGCUAAAUAUGGAGGAUGAUUUUGACUCAAAGAGAGAAAGGGAGUGCUUUUUGUGCUUCUAUGACUUGCAUCUGUCUGCUUCAAGCUGCAAGUGUUCCCCUGACCGAUAUGCGUGCCUUACUCAUGCAAAAGACUUGUGCUCAUGUGAAAGCAGUGAGAGAUUUGUCCUCCUCCGUCAUAAUUUGGAUGAGUUACAUUCAAUGGUUAAAGCAUUGGAAGGCGAUCUUGACGCUGCGAAAGUAUGGGCACAUAAAUGUUGUGACAAAAGUUCUUCCCAUUUAGGUAUCGAAGGCUUAGAAAGUGAUGCUGGCACAAACAAGCUGGUGGAGUUGAAACAUGAUGGUGACGAAAACAAUGACAAGAAAGCUGUUGAUGAUGAAAAUCUCGACAGCAUCUGUAAGUUGGAUGAGGAGAAGAUAAUGGUUGAAUCUCAAAAACAACAUAUGCAUCGAAAUGUGGAACAUAGUGGAUUGCCGAAUAUAGAUGGUGGUGGGUUACUGGUAAAUGCUUCUAAAAGGGACCAGAACAGAGCAACUGAAAGUUUAGGUCACUCUGUCGAACUUUUGCAAGCUGGAUCUCUUGUUGUUAAGAAGCUUUGGUGCACUAAGCAAGCAAUAUAUCCAAAAGGAUUCAAAAGCCGUGUAAAGUUCUUGAGUGUUCUUGAUCCAACAAAAGUAACCUACUAUAUCUCAGAGAUUCUGGACGCAGGGCUUCUUGGUCCAUUGUUCAGGGUUUCAGUUGAAGAAUUCCCAAGCGAGAACUUCUCAAACGUAUCAGCUGAGAAAUGCUGGGAAAUGGUGAUACAGAGGCUCAGGCUCGAAAUCCUCAAAAGGUGCAAUCAACCACCUGAGCCGUCAUCCUCUUUGCUGCCAUUGCAGACUGUCAAUGGGUUUGAAAUGUUUGGAUUUCUCUCCCCUCAAAUAAUCCAGGCAGUCGAGACUCUUGAUCCAAAUCAUCAGCUUGAGGAGUACUGGAACUACAAGUCGGAAAAAAUUUCCGGGUUCGACUCGACUAAGGUAGGGGAAAAGAACACGGGAGAAGAGGCGGCACCAGAUCCUUCGUUGGAUCGAGACACAAGGCUUUUGAGAGGGCUGCUGACGAAGGCGACACCCGAGGAGCUUAUACUGAUGCACGGACUUCUCUGUGGACAAUCAAGUGGCACUGAGCUGAGGGAAGAGCUUUCUUCGCUGGUGGAUCAGAUGGAGAAGAAGGGUUCUUGAUGAACACACAAAAAAGGAAAGAAACAGCCACUCACUCAGGUUUUAGUUUUGUUCCUUCAGAGAUUCUGGCAUAUGUUGUUUAGAAUAAAACAAGGGUACUCAGUUUGUAGAAUCUUGUUGUUGUUGGCAUUUAUAUGAGCAAACGGCAUAAUUAGAAAUAA